AACCCAACACAAACGAGAGAGAGAGAGAGAGAGAGAGAGAGAGAGAGAGAGAGAUGGAUGGUGGUAGUGGUGAAAGUAAGAGCAAGAGGGCAUGUAGAUGUUGUGCCAAAGAGGGACUGAAUAGAGGAGCAUGGUCAGCUCAAGAGGAUAAAAUACUUAUGGGCUACAUUCAAACCCAUGGAGAAGGGAAAUGGAGAGAGCUCCCUCAGAAGGCAGGUUUGAGGCGAUGCGGGAGGAGUUGCAGGCUCAGAUGGCUGAACUAUCUAAGGCCAGACAUAAAGAGGGGAAACAUUUCCAAGGAUGAAGAAGAUCUCAUUAUUAGACUUCAUAAGCUCCUUGGUAACAGAUGGUCUUUGAUAGCAGGAAGACUACCUGGACGAACAGACAAUGAAAUCAAGAACUAUUGGAACACAAAUUUGAACAAAAAAUUGCAAGGUAAAACAUGCAUAAGUGCUAAAAAUAAGAAGCUUAAAGGCAUUUCUUCAUUGGAAGUGCCCAAAGUGAAGUUAGGGAACAACCCUAAUUUCAUUCAGGCCAAAGCUACAGAGUGCAAUAAGGCUUCUCCCCCUGAACAUGAAGGAAAUCAUAUAAACUCUAAUAAUCUUGAACUUGUAUUGGAUGGAGAGAACUCAAUCCAAAGAGUCUUCGACUCUUCAGGUUUUCUUAUUGAUACCGACAUCAACGAGCUUUGCAUCUCGGAUUUUCUAAAUUCGGAUUUCUUACAAGUUCUUCAGUGUGAUGAUGAGAUUCAAGUAGACGCAACUGGUACUGGAGAUGAUGGAAGGAAUAGAAACUCAUCUUACUCUAAUGAUGAAGCAAGGCUAGAAAAUUGGACAAGUAAUGACAAUGUUCAAACCAAUUCAACUUGGGAGCUUAGUAGUCUCUAUUGAUUUUUUGGUUUAGAGAAUGAAAGUAUGGAAAGACAAUAAGUAGUACU
Molecule: messenger RNA, 937 nt
Organism: Telopea speciosissima
Lineage: Eukaryota; Viridiplantae; Streptophyta; Magnoliopsida; Proteales; Proteaceae
Product: transcription factor MYB1-like
Exons: 4
Coding region: 54-890 (278 amino acids)
Source: RefSeq, a predicted model, not a curated record